Dermatophagoides pteronyssinus (European house dust mite) is the source of this 742-nucleotide messenger RNA. RefSeq names its product ribosomal protein S9 (gene RpS9). Lineage: Eukaryota; Metazoa; Arthropoda; Arachnida; Sarcoptiformes; Pyroglyphidae. The record is from RefSeq and is a predicted model, not a curated record. Gene Ontology annotation, cellular component: cytosolic small ribosomal subunit. Gene Ontology annotation, biological process: translation; ribosomal small subunit biogenesis. Gene Ontology annotation, molecular function: structural constituent of ribosome; rRNA binding.
CAGAAACUUUUCUCGUUACUCGCUCAUACAGACGUGGCCACGCUUGAAUGUUACUGCUUUCCUUUUUCCGUCAAGCCUCGUGUUCGUGUUUAGCUUGUCUGUGUGUGUGUGUUUGCCACAAUUUUCCGAUUUUGGGUUGAACGAAAAAAUUAAACAACAAUGCCUCGUGUACCAAUCGUCUAUUCGAAGACGUACGUUACUCCACGUCGUCCAUUCGAAAAAGAACGUCUUGAUCAAGAAAUGAAAUUGAUCGGUAAAUAUGGUCUACGUAAUAAACGUGAAGUAUGGCGUGUAAAAUAUACAUUGGCCAAAAUUCGUAAAGCUGCUCGUGAAUUGUUGACGUUGGAUGAAAAAGAUUCAAAACGUUUGUUCGAAGGUAAUGCAUUGCUUCGACGAUUGGUUCGUAUCGGUGUACUACAAGAAACUGAAAUGAAACUCGAUUAUGUUCUUGGUUUGCGUAUUGAAGAUUUUCUUGAACGACGAUUACAAACACAAGUUUUGAAACAUGCAUUGGCUAAAAGUAUCCAUCAUGCACGAGUUUUGAUCCGUCAACGACAUAUACGUGUUCGUAAACAAAUGGUCAACAUACCAUCAUUUAUUGUGCGUUUAGAUUCGGAAAAGCACAUUAAUUUUUCAUUAAGUUCACCAUACGGUGGUGGACGACCAGGUCGUGUCAAGAGGAAGAACAUGAAAAAAGCUCAAGGUGGUACAGCUGCCGAAGAAGAAGAAGAAGAGUGAACAU